Oldenlandia corymbosa var. corymbosa is the source of this 1798-nucleotide messenger RNA. The record is from the annotation of a GenBank genome assembly. NCBI's taxonomy places the organism in Eukaryota, Viridiplantae, Streptophyta, Magnoliopsida, Gentianales, Rubiaceae.
AUAAAAUAGUCAUUUAAGCGAUGCGCCCAGAGGGUUUAUGAAGGGUUUCAUUUUUAGUUCUGCAGUUAUUAAUCGCCGGAUUUUGUCAUCGGAAGCCUAUCACCGGAGAUUCUUGGUCACACGGUCGCCGAUAAUGAAUUGAUAGGGGCCGGAGUACAUUUUUAGAUUAACCUCGCCCGAAGAAAAAAAAAAAAAAAAAGGAGAAGAGAGAAGAAAUCCGUCUUAGAUUUGCGAAUUUUGCGCUUUAAAGCAUGGCUGCCGCAAUUUCAAAAAGGGCUUUUCGUUCUUUGCACAAUGCAUUGUCUUCUUCCGUGGGUUUGUAUAAUGGCUUGAAAAGCCAUCGUGUUGUAGCUCACAGUGUGUCUUCUUUUGAACCUUCCACUCUUCUAAAGGAUGAGUUAUCCCUUAUUGCUUGUCGAAGGUUUGCAACUACAAUCCUUACCCCUGGAUCAAACGAUGAGGGUUUUCCAGCGAACUUGUUAUCCAGAAAACGUGUUAUUAACCCGGAGCGGAUGCCUGGACUUUUACAGGACCUGGUGAUCCCUGUAACAAACUUUGCUAAUGAAGACAAAGGUUUAAUGGUUUUGGCCGGUGAUGUCUUUGACGUACCGAUUAGAAAAGAUAUUAUUCAUCGUGUUGUUAGGUGGCAGCUUGCCAAACGGCAGCAGGGAACCCAUUCAACAAAAACAAUUAGUGAGGUUAGCGGAACUGGCAGAAAACCUUGGCGGCAGAAGGGUCUUGGUAGAGCCAGACAUGGGACAUUGCGAGGCCCUCAGUUCAGAGGUGGUGCAACUAUGCAUGGUCCAAAACCACGAAGUCAUGCUAUCAAGCUGAACAAGAAGGUCCGACGAUUAGGACUAAAAAUAGCAUUGUCAGCUCGUGCAGCAGAAGGAAAGCUUCUGGUGUUUGACGACCUAGAGGUCCCUUCACAUAAGACAAAGAAUAUUGUAACCUAUUACAAUCAAAUGGAGGACACCAAGAAACUUCUGUUGGUGGAUGGAGACACAAUUGAUGAAAAGCUAAAGCUUGCUACGCAAAAUUUGCACUACGUCAAUGUUCUGCCAACUAUAGGUCUGAAUGUGUAUAGCAUCUUGUUGCAUGACACUUUACUGAUGUCUCGUGAUGCUGUAAAUAGGAUAGUUGAGAGGAUGCACACACCAAUCAACCGUUGAAGACAGCAGCAGGUUCAAGUGAAAGUAUUUAGUUUUGUACUCUACCUUAAGAGAUUCAGUGGUACCGAAAAAAAUAAUUGAAGUGUUUGUUAAUCUCUCUCAAUUGGCAGCGGUUGUUUUCCAUCCGAUUCUGGUUUGGAUUUUAGGUCUGCUGCCUUAUAUGUUUUUUUUCCUCAGAACAAGGGUAUCAAUGCCCUCACACUCUCUUUAGUCUUUACAGCAACUGUUCGUUACACACACUUAUAAGGCUGGUCGUCAGUGCUUAUUCUGGUUGUUUCCAUAGAAGUGUUUAGUUGCAGACUUGUGAUGAACCUCUAGACAAAUAGGAUGUAUGGACUGAAGGCUUAUUCCAUUUUUGCAAUUGCUUAUAAAACUGCCCCUUGUCUUCAAAUGCUUAUAAAACUGCUCCUUCCCUUUACAAAAUGAUUGUCUUUGUUUUCGGACAAAGUGUACACAACGUUGUUAGAUUUUAUUGAUGAACCUACGGAGCAUUGUUAUAAUCGGCUUGGUUUCUUUCUUUUCUUUUUUACUCCCUUCCCUCGGUCUCAAUUCAAUAGGCGACCUUUCCAUUUUAGGGUGUCCCACUAAAUAGGUUGAUCUUCUUAUAUAAAAUUUAUUUUUCUAAU